AUGCACAGGUCUGCGAGCUGGAACAGGUUUUCCGAUGACUAUUUCAAGCAUGCCACGAGUUCUGCAUCUUCAGGACACAGAUCAUCUUAUUCCAUGUUUGAUGGCAACCAUUUGCCAACUUAUGACCCCAUUGCAGACUUGGCUAAGAAGGAGAGGGCACGUGUGAAGUUUGCAGAAAAUGCAGUUCAUGUUAUCCCUUUUGUUCUAAUUGUUUGUGCCAUCAUUCUUUGGGUCUUCUCAAAUCCAGAUGUGGGAAUCAUAGGAGAUCCCAUUGGAGCAAGAAUUGAAGGAUUAAGUCUUGAAGGGGAAAUUGAGAGUGAUAGUGAUGGUACUCAAGUGGGUUUCUUACCUAUUGUCACUGCAGAAGAAACUUCCACCAAAAAAUUUGGUGCUGAAAAAGAUUCAAUAAAUCGAAAGAAAUUUUAG
Sphenostylis stenocarpa is the source of this 426-nucleotide messenger RNA. The record is from the annotation of a GenBank genome assembly. Lineage: Eukaryota; Viridiplantae; Streptophyta; Magnoliopsida; Fabales; Fabaceae.